UAACCAAGCACCCGACAAGAUAUAGAGUUAACACAUAAACAGGUCAUUAACUUAUUAAACACAAGUAACCUGUGUCAUUCGACUUCAUUUCCGUGCAGACAAGGCUUCGCUUGUGCUUGCGUGUGGAGCAGGGGGGUGGUAGUCAAGAUUCAAGUUUUUGAACGCUGUUCCACUUAUAUGAACCUCGGUUGAAUAGUUGGAAUAUCAGAUAUGGUAGAAAGUGAAAGCCAGGAUUGGAUCAAUAAGUUGCCGUGUUGUGUUCUGUCAUCCAUACUUUCAUUGUUAACAAUAAAAGAAGCAGUUGAUACUUGCUUGGUAUCCCAUCGAUGGAGGAACCUUUGGAAGCAUACCAUACUGACAAGGCCCAAUCUUGAAUUAGACAUUGCAAAUAUUUUUGGACCCGUGUAUGCUCCAUUCGCCGAAAGACGUCUGAUUUACCACUGGCUUGCACCUAUGAGUGGUGAAUUUGAUAGAAAGUGCUAUAUAAAACGUGUGAAUGAAGUUUUGGAGCUCUACUCGGGCAACAAGCUGACCUCGUUCAAAGUGGCAUUCUUUUUGGAUCAAAAGGAUACUGAAGUUCUUGACAAAUGGGUUCGUUUUGCAAUUACAAAGGGAGCUCAAAAGCUGGAUCUUCGAUGUUAUGGAACUCUCAGUGCAUGUGAUAAAUAUGUUUUUCCUCACUGGAUCCUUACAGAUUUGAACAUAUCAACCCUAAAGCAUUUGUCAUUGUAUCAAUGUGUUCUAAAACCUCCUACUGAUUUUGACAGAUUUGUUCAGCUAACAACUCUUUCUCUGUGUGAUGUUGAAGUCGAUCAAGAUUUUUUGGAACAUCUGUUCUCUGCUUGUUUUCUCCUCGAAAGCCUCACCUUGAUCUCAUGUGCCAUGCACUCUAAUCUGAUUAUUGGUCCAUCGGUUCACCUGCAUGAUCUGAAAGUGCUUGUGUGUUCCGUAUUUGGAAGAAUAGAGAUCGAUGCAGUAAAUCUCUCCUCCUUGGAGUAUGAUGGAUAUAAUACGCAGAUUUCUUUCAUGAAAACUCCAAAGCUAGUAACAAUUUUUUUCAAAGGGCUUCAAGGUCCAUUACCUAAUGUGCUAACCCAGCUCACCUCUUGUCCUGAGUUGAGCACUCUUCAUCUGCAGAUCAGAGAAUAUUUCGAACAUAUACCCCAAACUUUUCUGACAUUGAGGAAUUUAAAGAAAUUGAAGUUGGAUCUCCUCCUGGAUGACUUAGAACUUGGGAGUGUUCUGAAUAUUCUCAGGACUGCACCACUUUUGGAAGAACUUUUAAUGAUGGUACGUGCACUAGAGUAUCAUGGAGAGAUCAGGAAUCUAUGUACAUUCUCACAUAAUCAUUUAAGAAGAGUAAAGAUGCAGGGAUUCCAAGGUAUGUGGUUUGAGAUAGAGUUCACCAUAUGCAUUCUUAAAAUUGCAACAAAGCUCGAGUCAAUGGUGAUUGAUCCACAUGGAUCAUUCUACGACGGUGAUGAAACAUGGUACAAUAUCACCUGUUCUUAUGAGGAGGGGAACGAGGACGAGCACCCUGAAGAGGUAAUAGAGGGCAUAAGCAAAGAUGACAAUGUGGAUGACAAUGUGCCUUACGAACUUUUUUGUUGGCAAAAAAGAGGCAGGGCAGCGGUCCAAGAAAGGCUGAAAGAUGUAAAGACUGCUGCUCAAGUCAUCAUCCUCUGAUGUUCGUAAUUUGUAGAUUUCACCAAAUUUUCCAUUUCAGCAAUGCAUAACAGGUUAGUCAAGACAUCACAUUCUUUGGGAAACAAAAUUCAUAGAACUCUAUUAAGCAAACGAACGUUGUUAUAUUGUUUUAAUGUGAAACAUUAGAAAAAAACUCUUAUUAUACGUGCAAUGUAAAUAAUAUCCUACAAGGUUACAAAGU
Fragaria vesca subsp. vesca is the source of this 1888-nucleotide messenger RNA. RefSeq names its product putative FBD-associated F-box protein At1g61330-like. Bases 211 to 1686 code for a protein of 491 amino acids. Gene Ontology annotation, biological process: threonyl-tRNA aminoacylation. The transcript has 6 exons. NCBI's taxonomy places the organism in Eukaryota, Viridiplantae, Streptophyta, Magnoliopsida, Rosales, Rosaceae. Gene Ontology annotation, molecular function: ATP binding; threonine-tRNA ligase activity. The record is from RefSeq and is a predicted model, not a curated record. Gene Ontology annotation, cellular component: chloroplast; mitochondrion; cytoplasm.